Effrenium voratum is the source of this 1326-nucleotide messenger RNA. The record is from the annotation of a GenBank genome assembly. Lineage: Eukaryota; Dinophyceae; Suessiales; Symbiodiniaceae.
AUGGCUUUAGGCCUCGAGACGGCACGAUACAUCGACAAGGGGCAGCAGGUCGCGCUCUACGUGAUACUCUCAAACAGCGGGGACAGCUGCACAAUUCAGUCUGAGUCGGGCUUUUCCGGGCACUUGAUCGAAUCCAGAACUGCAACCGGCUUCGACACGAAGCUGGGCGACUUCAAAGCCCCCACCACGGGCUACUACGCCCUGGACGCCGGCGUGCGCCUGGAUGGCGCGGCAGGGACCUACACCAGGGCGAGAAUUGCCAUCAACGACCAGAGCACGACUUUGAAUGGUCUGCACUCCAUCGAGGGCUCUCCGGAAGCGAGCUACUACACUCACUCCCUCUCCGGGGUCGCGAAGCUCAACGCGGGGGACACGGCACACCUGGUGGUCUUUUCUGCUUCGGACGCCGACUACACAAUCAACACUGACACGGUCUUCUCGGGCGUUUUGAUAGGGGACCAAAUCCAUGGCUUCCACGCGGGCAAGACGAGAUCGCAGAGCGUGACUGGCACAGGGUGGUCGGAAGUGACAGAUUGGAGCACGUCCUCAUAUCUGGGCCAGUUCGAUGCGGGCAACGUCAUGGACGGCACCAAGUUCCGGCCGAACCGCGCAGGCUUCUACCACCUCUCGGCUCUCAUUCGCCUGGACGCCGUGGGCCAAGUCCUCUCUUCGAACUACGUGCGCGUGGAGAUCUGCCGACACGACUCCUGCAUCACCGGGCAGAGUCACUCCAUCCAGGGGAGCCCCAAGAACAACUACUUCACCCUGCGCACCUCCGGAUCGAUGUACAUGGGCUCCGGGGAUUCUGCUUCGGUUUUUGUCUACAGCAAUGCUGACGCCUCCUUCAUAAUCCAGACCGAGAGUGGCUUCUCGGGGUACUUGCUGACCACACCCCAGGAGGCAGCGCUCACCGCCACAGUGCUGGACCCACAGGACGUGUGCGUCAACACCCGCUGGGAGAUGCAGGUGCCCAACGGCGUUUACAUGAUCACCGCCACCUACGGGUCCCCGCUCCACAGCUUCCAGACCCACGGCUGCACCAUCGAGGGCUUCAGCGCCUCAGUGGGGGACGUGCCCGCUGGGCAGCUCGUGAGUAUCUCCAUGCAGCUCCAGGUGAACGACGGGUAUCUCACCUUCCAGGGCGAGAAGGCCAGCGGCUGCACUGGCAUCAACCGCAUCGUGGUGGAGGUGGCCAAUAUGGUCCAGUGGGGCCGCUGCAACCUCGGGGGCUGGCGCAUGAACGAGGCCCAAAGCUCCGACGGCGCCUACCAGCUGGCACCUCGCCACAACGCGACAGGCUUCUUUGAAGCACGUGAUGAGUCGUAG